Messenger RNA from Trachymyrmex cornetzi, 2281 nucleotides. RefSeq lists its product as uncharacterized. The transcript has 3 exons. The record is from RefSeq and is a predicted model, not a curated record. The coding region runs from base 42 to 2258 and encodes 738 amino acids. Lineage: Eukaryota; Metazoa; Arthropoda; Insecta; Hymenoptera; Formicidae.
CACGACAAGUCCGCCAAGCUAGCAGGUUAAGGUCGGCCGUCAUGAGUUUCGUUAGAAUCUAUAUCGCCACAUUCCUAUUGAUACACGGGCUCUGCAAUGCGGAGACUACCGGAAGCAGAGAUAUCAAGGUGAACGACUCCGACAGCAUCGAACGUCCCAUUACCGAUGAUGCUGCCGAUGUUCCAGAUGCCGAGAGAAGAAAGGAAGAGGAAGAGGAGCAAAGGGAAAAUGUUGAGGAAAUGCUGCCAAUCUUACCGCCGAUAAUACUUCUAGACUUUGAUAACGGUACUAUCGAAGAUAAUGCGACCGAUGAGAAGUCAAAACGCACCGUGAAUAACGGCCUUGGGAAUUACGGUUUCGACCGGAAUUCCCUGCUUGCCCCACGAAAGUACAAUUAUUACUUUCCUGCGGGAAAGACCGGAACCACAGUGAGCAUAGAAGAAUCCAUCAGCCCGUUUCUUCCGAGGACCAUAAUUGAAAAGAUACCGCCGAGCAAUCGGAAACCUAUUUCUGGCUCAAUUGAUUUCGAACAACAGGGGUCCCGUGCUUCGACAGGAUCGAACUAUCAGUAUUAUAAUUCCAUGAUAAAAUCACCACAAGUAUUUGGGCUACGAACGAAAUUGACGAAGACAUCCGAUUCUGAAACUUAUCAAGGAUUCACGCCGAUCGCCAGACCCUCCGUUGAUGCGUACUCGAAUGCAGACUUUCAGGACGGUGUAUACACGUCUACAACGCCACAAUCUUUGACGUUUGGUCCUGCAGAAGCAAUAACGUCGAGUUACGUCACUCAAGAUCCACGAAGUUAUACAGCCUCCAGUUCAAGUCGAUAUACCUACGUCACUCCGAAUCCGUCGUCGUACAUCCAAAAAUAUCUGGGACAGAGUUCUCAGCACACAAUAAACGUGCAGAGUUACUCCAGACCGAAGCAAGGUGCAACAAAAUCCUCGACGUCCAAUCCUCAUGAGGCUGCUGCUUUCUCGGAACAUCUAAAUUCUCGUGAUUACGCAAGACCAGGUUCGAACACGGUGGAAUCAUCGACUCCCGGGUCCAAUGAUGCGUCUAGCUACCCGGAGGACGCUAGACCGUUCCCCAAUUUGUCCCGAUAUACGGUGGAAAACGGUGUCAGAUACGAAAACAAGAUAUUCUGGAAAUAUCCAGACGGCAGAGUGUCCGACGAGCCGCCUAAGACGUACGAGACUUACUCCGAAUAUCCAUCGUUGGCCGCAUUACAGGCAGCUAAGGAUCAGGACGCCUCGCAGGUCUACGUAUCUGCCUCUACGGAGAGCAGCGUGAUGUCACAGGGCCCAGUGCAGUUCCCGUUGGCGCCGGAAUCCUCCGGUUCAAGAAUCCCGUUCAUCUCGGCUAAUUCCCUGUCCCGUCUGCAGCAGCAGCAGCAAGCGUUUCGACUGGGCUAUCAAAGUUUCAUUAACCAGAAGCAGGCUGCUUUGCAGCAAGUCAAAGCUGGCAGCGGAGUUUCGCCCAUAUAUUCAGUCCCCUCGACAACCCUGUCGCCGAGGAAUCCUCUCAAGUCAACCGGGAAAAGUCCGAAGAAUCGAUACGAGACGUUGAGACCGAUCUCGAAAUACAUGGUGAACAGUCCGAAUCCGGAAUACGUUAACAACGCGGAGAAGAGUGCGAAACCUACCAGACUUUUCACUUCAUCAGCUGGCAGCAAUUUGGCUAAAAAGAACACAGAAGACAAGAAUCUGGACAGCUACUCGAAUCUACAGUACUCGGAUUUAUUGAAUUACAAUCCGUCUAUAUCGCAGUAUAUCAAGAAUCCUGCAUCUAUUCUCAAUGUGCAACCAACCUUCGUGCAAGCCGGGAGCUCCUUGAUACCCGUGAUUAUUCUAAGAGUGGACGGUGUGCCACCUAUACAACGCAAGGCAACGCCAAACAUGAACUUAAAAGCCUUGUUGCAACAAUAUCUCGUUCAAUAUGCCAAAAGUAUUGAGGAAUUAGCACAACAGUCCAAUUACGAUCUCGGUGACGAUCAAUCCCCGAAGGAUCAAAGUUCGUUCUCCACCAGUCCUCUGCGCGAACUGGCGCGAUUGACAUCAAAUGAUCCUCGGGAUUUGAUCGGCAAUCCUACAGAAUCCUACUUCGGCAAGUCGAGUUACGAAACGAGCAAUCUGGAUGACGAAAAAAGUCCUUCAAGUGGAAAAUAUGGCGAGCGUACGGCGGCCCGGCCGAAAGUGAAAAGUGUGCAGAUCAUAGAAGAUCCAAUUGAUCCAAGACUCGCAAAUCAUAGACUUUAGAACGAAAUCACUUGUAAACAAUA